CAGCAACAAGGCCAGGCGAUGUUUGCUAGAAUCACCUUUUACCCAUCACUGCUGUACAAUGUGAUGAUGGAGAAAAUCACCAGCCGAAACUGGUACGACCGUAUCGAUGAGAACGUCAUCCUCGGUGCGUUACCGUUCCGAUCGAUGGCACAGGAAAUGGUUAGGAAGGAAAACAUUAAGGCGGUCGUGUCAAUGAACGAAGACUACGAACUGUGGGCAUUUUCCAACAACAAGGCCCGUUGGGCGAAGUUGGGCGUGGAUUUUCUACAACUAGAAACGACCGACAUCUUCGAAUCACCUUGCCAGGAAAAGCUGUGGAAAGGAGUUAACUUUAUGAACCGAUUUCUGCCAGAGAAUGAUAAAAUGGUACAGCUUCCGGCUGCUGAAGGAUCACCGGCAGAAACAGGCACGAUAUAUGUGCACUGCAAGGCGGGUAGGACGAGAAGUGCGACACUCGUAGGCUGUUACCUGGUUAUGAAAAAUGGAUGGAGUCCAGAACAGGCAGUCGAGCAUAUGCGUACCUGUCGGCCACACAUAUUGCUGCGUAGCAAGCAGUGGGAAGCGUUACGGUUAUUCCACCAAACGAAAUGUCCACCAACGACACCGACGUAA
Molecule: messenger RNA, 612 nt
Organism: Anopheles marshallii
Lineage: Eukaryota; Metazoa; Arthropoda; Insecta; Diptera; Culicidae
Gene: PTPMT1
Product: phosphatidylglycerophosphatase and protein-tyrosine phosphatase 1
Exons: 3
Coding region: 19-612 (197 amino acids)
Biological process (GO): protein dephosphorylation
Molecular function (GO): phosphatidylglycerophosphatase activity; protein tyrosine/serine/threonine phosphatase activity; phosphatidylinositol-4,5-bisphosphate 5-phosphatase activity
Source: RefSeq, a predicted model, not a curated record